UCGGCCAAUAGAAAGUGACAGCGCGUUAUGGGCGCGUGGGGAGAGAGGGGGGGGGUGAAGUCCACCACGCCCCCCACCGCGAGGUUAAUUCAUUCAUAAAAGCACGUGGUCACACCCAGGGUGGACGCCCUUGUUAUAACUGCAUGUUGUGUUGUGAGGAUUCCCGCUGGCCUUUUAAUGCGGUGACAUCAUGUUGAGAUUACAGUACGGCGUUCGGUUGGGUGGGUUGUUCGCUGUGGUGGUAGUAAAUGAGACGGCCGAGUGAUCAUUGAGUCACACGGACUGUCGGCGAGGUCUAUUCCUUUCGCCUUUUGACAAGUGGGUUUUUGUUUGUAAUUAAUUGUGGGUGUCGGGGAGCAUUGGCAUUGGAGACGGGGCCUUUUACGUAGAGGAGUCAUCCAUUCGCAGAAUUUUACACCGUCGAAGUCCAAGCGACGGACCCCGUGCCGUGCAGGUGUACUUAAAAUUUGGAAAUCUGGAGAUACACCCAAGAUCUCAAGACGAGCCCAGUGACGACCCAUCUUGAACAGACAACAUUUAUGCAGACAAUGUCGCAAGAAGAGAACAAGAUGGAUGGCGUGGACAACAACACUGCUGCUCCCAAGGAGAGUCCGGUUGAGCAAAGUGCUGGUGGGGAGGAGGAGUGCUUGAAGGUCCGCUUUGCGGUGCUGAGUGGAGAACAUGUGCAGCAUGUGCAGCGGGCGGCCGAUUCGGUGCUGACACUCACAAAUUACCGCCUCCACAUCGUCCGUGGCCGUCACUCCACCAACAUUCCAUUGCGAUUAAUUGACAGUGUGGAGAGCCGAGACAUGUUUCAGUUGCAGAUCACCUGCAAGGAUGGCCGUGUUUACAUGUGCAGCUUGCAGACAUUUGAGGAGUGUCAGAGUUUGUGCAAGCGGCUGUCCAAUAUGGCACUGCUGCCACCUGGCUUAGAUGGCCUCUUUGCAUUUGCUCACCACGCCACGUGUCAGGACGGGGGUUCAGGUGAUGGGCAGGCCACGCUGUGUCAGCCCGGCGAACACAUUGUGGAAAGGUUUCAGAAUGAGGUGGAGCGAAUGGGCUACGACCUUGAAAAUGCUUGGAGGACAAGCGAGGUGAACACCAGCUACCGUCUGUGCGCUAGCUACCCCCAGCAGCUUCUUGUGCCCGCCUGGAUCACUGACAAGGAGCUGGAGAGAGUGGCCUCCUUCCGCUCGGGCAAGCGAAUCCCUGUAGUCGUCUACCGGCAUCAGCACAAUGGGGCUGUGAUAGCACGCAGUAGCCAGCCAGAGGUGAGCUGGUGGGGCUGGCGGAGCCCAGAGGAUGAGCACCUCAUCCAGUCAAUGGCACGCGCAUGCGCCCUUAAUAAAUGGGAGCCAGGGGGCGGUGGCACUGGCAGCAAUGGCUAUGGCGCUGAAUUCAGCUCUCUUCAGAGUGAAUAUGAAACAUCCCAGGUGCCAGCCGCCCAGUCGCUGCUCAUCAUGGAUGCCCGCUCCUACCCAGCGGCCGUGGCCAACAGAGCCAAGGGGGGUGGCUGCGAGUGCCCAGAGUACUACCCAAACUGCGAAAUUACUUUCAUGUCCAUGGCGAACAUCCACUACAUUCGCAAGAGCUUUCAGAGCCUACGCACCCUCUGUUCCCAACCGCCAGAUCCCAACAGCUGGCUGUCGGCCCUGGAGAACACACGCUGGCUUCAGCACCUGUCCCUGCUGCUCAAGGCUGGCUGUGCUGUAGCUGGCGCGGUGGCCGGGGAGGGACGUCCCGUGCUUGUUCACUGCUCCGAUGGCUGGGACCGUACUCCGCAGAUUGUGGCACUGGCCAAGUUACUUCUUGAUCCCUACUACCGUACUAUCCAGGGGUUUCAAGUGCUGGUGGAGAUGGAGUGGUUGGACUUCGGGCACAAGUUUGCGGACCGAUGUGGGCACGGAGAUGGCUCCGAGGAUGCCAGCGAGCGCUGCCCCGUCUUUUUGCAGUGGCUCGACUGCGUUCACCAGCUGCAGCGCCAGUUCCCAUGCUCCUUUGAGUUUAACGAGGCUUUCCUUGUGAAGCUGGUGCAGCACACGUAUUCGUGCCUCUAUGGCACGUUUCUGUGUAACAGCACACGCGAGCGAGCAGAGCGCAGCAUAGCCAACCGCUGCUGCUCCGUGUGGUUGCUCCUGCGGCCUGCUAACAAGGCAUUCACGAACUUGCUGUACACCCCGGGCUCUGACACGGUGCUGCGGCCUGUCUACCAUGUGCGGAGUCUGCUGCUGUGGUCAGGAGUGUACCUCCCAGAGCCCUUUUCUGCCGGGCCUCCUCCACGAGACCUUCCACCGGCGCCCCCUCCCACCUUCCCACUACCGAACCCCAAAGCUGAAGAGGGGCCGCACCCGAGGUUGUCCAAGACGCGCUCGUUUGAGGACCUGCCAUCAGCGACCGAGGGGGUGGCUCAGGCGGGUGGCCCAGGUGGGGGGCGACGCCUCAGCGACCCGAGCCUGCAGGGCCUGGGCCUGCGCAUCGACCGGCGCGGCUCCAUGGAAAUCAUCAGCUGCGUGUCGGACACCCCAACCGAAGAUGGCCUCCUGGCGCAAAGUGAAACGUUCACAUGCGCCCCCUCGCGCGACUCGGGCCUCGAGGCCUCGGACCCUGACUGCGCGCCAAUAUGCAGCGGUCACGAGGUGGACCACCAUAGGAGAGAGCGCAUGGCCGCCUCAGAUAUGCACGACCACAAGCCCUUGGUGAACAAGGUUGGAUUUGAACUGGAUGUAGUGGCAAAGGCUGAUAGCUCUUUGGGAAACACGUGUUGGUGUGAUUCUGGUGUUUCUUUGCAACCGGCAAUGGGACACAAUAUGCACGGUAAAGUGAGAAAGCAAGCUUCACAAUGUGUUCAGUCUCUUAACAGGAUCAAUGUCCCACAUGAGUUGCUUGGAGAGUUUUCUGCAGAGCAAGCUUCUGAAAAGCUCGACUCCGCACAGACUGUUAUACACAGUGCUUCAUCUCCUGCUGUGAUCACGUGGAGCUCUGAGACCUGUGAUGCAGGAACAAGCCACCCACCAGACAAAAAUGGUGAUGAUGACCUCGCUUGGGUCGACGCUGACAUGGUAAAUAGCACUGUCAACUACCGCAAAGAGAAGAAUCUUUCUGGAAUGAGUAAUGGGCACUGUGAGAAUGUCAAUGGUAAUUCAGAUUCUGUGUCCGCUGAAAAUUCUCCAGUUCAGCCCUCUGCCUCUCAGGCUGUGGAACAAGGCAUGGUGCAAGAAAGGAAGUCCGUCAUGGAGAGCUCAACUGAGACCAUCACAGAUGAAGUACAGACAGAACAAGAACUGAGCAGUGAUAACAUCUGCGGUCAGAACCGCCAGGGAGUGGUCAUAACCCGAGAUAUUCGCAGUGCACAGGUCUGCUGUCUGAUGCACAAGUUAAAGUCUGUCGAUCUGGAUGCAAAGGAGAAUGUAAGGUCCUGCAAAGGCGUUAAGUCCAAUGGGUUGAGAAGUGUAGAAAGACGAAAAGCCUGCCUAGCUUUGGGUACAGCUGGCAGCAUGAGCAAGUCUUGUAUUAAUGGGGAGCAUAAGCAAAAGCGAGGGCGGAGGCGAAAUAACUGUGGAGCUUGCAAAGGAAAGUUUGCUCUUGACCGGGCACACAGAGCAACUGAGCAGCCCAGAAGAUGCAGGGCUGGAAAGCAGUGUACUAAUUGCAGUUUGACAGAAACUCAAGGUCUAGAGCAAAGUAAACAAGGCAUUGAGAAAGACAUUGGUACGACAGUUGCUGUUGACAUGGUGCCGUUAUCCUGUGGAAGGCAUUUGGCAGAUCUUAAAAGGAAUCAUGUACGUUCCAAGCCCAACGAUUGUUCAGGAAUGUAUCCUCAGGCUAGCAGCUCUGUAGGAUCAGGGCUGACUCAAUGUAGCAAUAGACAGAACCAAGGAUAUGCGGACUCGGGUUGGCCUCUAACAAAUGGUGAUGCAGAGCAGGAAAAGUGUACUGCAUCCAUUGACAUGAAAAAUACAAAUUGCGAAUCGACCAUUCCUAUUAACAGUGGACAUCAUCAGUGCACGCAUCAUAAAAUUGGUAGCAGGUGUGUUUCUGUCAACAGUAGCAUUGGGAAUGACUGGAUACAACUUGCGGACUAUGUGCCUCACAUGGGCACAGACAGAAGACACUCCAAUGGCGUGUGCCACCCUUCAGCUUGCAGCUCCAUUAACUCUGCCUCUGAAAAUUUCGUGCACUGCGGUUGCUCCGCUCGGCAAGGUGGAGCGUUAGAAAAAAAUGCUGCGCACCCAGUCCAGUAUUGUGAUAAUGUCACGCGCUGGUCCAGAGCAUCUUCAACAAUGGCAGCAAUGACGACGGUGGUUGCAUCGGCCACGGCCACUGAAUCUUGGCCUGGAGAAGAGAAGCAGGAGGCUGAAGGAGACGAGGAAGGCGAAGGAGAUCCAGAUGGCUUGCCCUGCGCACCAGACCCCGUGCAGCGCCGAUUGCUCCAGAUGGACGCUCAGCACCGCAGAGAAACGCUGCUACUUCGCCGUGCUCUGCAAGAGCUUCGGGCUCAGCUCAGCGGAAGGCAGCGGCAGCAGCAUCUGCAGGCGGAGCGGCCAAAGCUGGACAUGUCUGGUGGGCCGAACAGGAGGCAACCCGAGUGCCCUGAGGAGUUGUCUACGAUUUCGGACCUGGACAGUGAGGUGGAGUCAGGUCCGCUGUCUCAGUGCAGUACUGGGAUGGUGUCGGAGACCAGUUGGGAGCACAUCGACACGCAGGAUGGACAUCAGAUGGCAAAGCUGGUGCCAUCCCAAUGUUACAGCUGCGAGGGGCCCGUCUGGCUUCAAAGCACGGAACACUACUGCAGGUGUGCAUUGCCUUUGCAUUGCAUUGGUCAUUGCUUUGUCACGUGCUGGAUGAGGACCUGUCUGCCCAGUCCUGGAGCUGUGGUAAGGUUUUUUGUGCGAGCUGUUGCGACGGUCGAAUGUCCCCGCCGAGCAAGAAGCCCCUGGACGUGUGCGGGACGUGCCGCGAUGGCGUGCGGAAAGACGGAGCUCGCGUCAACGAGUUUGAGACGCCUCAGACCGCCGCCUCCUCCAGCUGAACACGUGUAAACUCUUUUGAGUGCACACCUUGCACAUUUUAAUAUUGCCAAUAAAGUAAUUGCAUUUAAACUUGUAAUAUCUGUAGGACUAAUGAUAAACGUUGUUUAUAAUAAAUGCAUAUUUGCUCCAGCUAAACACGUUUGCUGUUCUGCUUAUUUAACUUUAAAGUGGCGCCUAAUGGCACUUGCAAAGAAAUAGCCGACUGUGCUUUUUUGUAACAGAAGCAGGGUGUUAUUCCUCAGGCUCUGGUGAGCUUAGCAGUUUUGGAAAGAACUAUCUCUAUUAUGAUUGUCCUACUAAGUGUCCACAUUGCAGCUGCCUUGCAAAUGCGCACAUAAAACUUUACAUGUAAACUUCGAGUUUGGCCUCUCCAGAGCUACAACAAUUCCCAUAUUCUAUCUAAAAAUAAAUGUAACUUUUAGGGAUGAAGAAAUUGGUGUGGGUUAAAGAUUAAAAGCUACUGUAAUAAGGGUACGUCUAUUGUCAUGGGAAUAUACUUUAAAAUGCCAUCGGUAAAUGAUGGGAGAAUGGCAAGAGUGUCUGAGCAAGUGGUCCGUGACCUGAAAAGAGCAAGGUUGGGGUGUAUUGUUUGUGCAGAGUAUGUGACAUUUGUUUCCGGCCUGAGGAUUAGGAAUAACAGAGUUUGCGUACUCUUGCUUCGUACCUCCAGCACUCAUGCUGAGAGAGAAGGCCUCUGUACAGCCUCACACUCUUUGUUUGUAAGGUGUCAUUAAACAAAAACUUGUGCAUCCAGCCUUAGAAACACAAGCGCAGAAUGUUUUUUUGUAAAUGGUGAAAAUGUUUGAGUAAACGCUAAAAACCUCAGUUGUACAGUGUGGAUAUGAUGGCAGCAUAUUGUGUCACAUUUGCUUAUUCCUAGUCCUGGGUAAUACUGUGCACCAAAUAGAUUUUGACUUGAACGAAAGAAAUGUAAAUGCUGUAUAUGUGGCACCUAUGAGGAGAAAGAAGGGGUGGGCGGGGGAAGUGGUCAGUGCCGAUUGUGAUAAAUUGUACAGAACUGCAUGUUGUGGAAUUGGCAAGCGCACCAAGAAUUGGAACAAAAAUUCAAAUUUGUAGUUGACAAUGCAUUGAACAUCGUAGUUUGCACAUACGUAAGGCCUUAUUUUCAUUGGCUUAAAAUGCUUAUAAUUUAUUUGACCUUUUGUUUACAAUUUAGUGAUAUUGCAAUGCUUCAUUAUAAAAACUGUAGUGAAAUUAAUAGUUGUAUGUGGUUUCUGAACAAUGCAAACAUUUGCUGUAUUCAUUUUUAUUGACUGUUUAUUAUUGCUGCACGUUAGAACAAUCCUGAAACCACCCAAUAGAUACAUAGGCUAUCCAGGGGAUCUAAUUAGAGUUAACCUUAAAAUAAAUCAUAUUUCGUAAGGAACUUUUUUUUCCCAUUUACAUAUAAGUUAUGUAGUUGCAUUCUGCAAUUGAGGUACAUACUGCGUUAAUGGAAUUUAUUAUAAACAAUUGGUAAAACGAUUCUAUCCGAAAAUAUAUUUAAUGUUACAAUUCAUAUUGGCCUAUGUUGGGUAUAAAGUUAAUACGUAUAUUUGGAUUUACAAUUUUUUGUAAAUGCUCGCUUAAAGCUUUUUAUCUUUUACAAUAAAACGCGUACCUAUGGUUGCAUUUGUUAAGGUGUACUUAGUCUCAUAUUUCAUCGUUUUUAUUGACAGUCUUCCCAUAUGUGGCAGAAUGCAGUGUUGCUGCACCAAAAUAUAUUUACCCAGGCAACAUUCCAGUUUAAAAUUGGGUUCUGUAUCAAAUGAAACACUCCCAGAGGUUGGCCCAACCUGAAAUGAGCACCUGUGUUGAUGAAUUUUAAGCAAUGUGGUGUGAACGACCCUUGCUGACCACUGGAAUAAGUGCAAGCUACUGGCACAUGUUCCGAUUCUUUAACAGUAAUUCAGAUUAUGGUAAUAGCAUUAUUAACUAACGUAGAUAGAUUUUCUCUUUGUUUUCUCUCCUUUAAUCUGAACCAAUUUCUGUGCCACUAAUGGCAGUAUUCAACCCAUUUUAAUAAAACGGUAUCUUUGGUUGUAAUAUGCAACUCAUUGCCAGACUGGUUGAAUGAAGUAUGUGCACCUGUUUAACUUCUAUGUAAAUUACUAUCCUCGUAUUACUCAUGAGCGCUCUUAGAUUCCAGUCGAGUACAAUUUCAGUUAUGAUUUGUGUAGCAAGUUCCUAUUUAUUCAUUUUUAAUAUUCGCUUAAUCAGUAAAUGUGUUAUUCGAUAACAAAAUUUUUUGCUAUACUCGGAGAUGAUUUGGUUAUAACCUAGUCUAGCCAGUAUCACAUACUGCGUAUUGCAUUUCCAGUGCAUGUAAUGUCAAGACCGCAAGGUUGGCUCUGCACCCACAUUCUAUUAUUUUAAAUUAAAUUUACUGUCGCUCACAAUUGAAAAUAGUUUUUUUCCUUGCUAAAUUAAAAUAAGUAACUGAAUGAUAAAAGUAAAUAUUUACACUGGAAAUUCUAGAACUUUAGUAUUAAAAGAAUGUUAAUUGCAAUUGAAUGUGCUGUACAAGUUUAAAUACUUUAACUCUAGCUAAUGGUAAAUUAGGUCUGCUGGCAAACAACAGUUUAGUUUGUCCUAUUUGCAUUUUCGUUUGUAAUCAGUUGGAUUCUGCUGUAUACAACAUUUCUCCACAAUUCAUAAAGUACAUGGGUUGAUGAUUUGCUGCCGAAAAUGUAGGUACAUGAUACAUUCUGUAUCCAUAAACAAUUUUUAAAAACAAAUUUAAGCAUACAAAUAAAGUAAUAAAAUGCAGCAGCGAAUCUUAAAUGCCUUGGUAAAAUAUACUUUACAUGCAUUUACACUUUCUGAAUGUUCUCUUGUGUUUUUUUUUGUCCCAGUGCUUUGGACACAUACUCUGUUAAUGGUAAAUAGUUUCCUGUCUUCAGUAUGGAGAAAUGUGUCUUCUUUGUUUUAAAAAGACGAAAAAAAUUACACGAUAUGAAAUAAAGCCUGUAUAUUUUGAUCCUUAGCCAUGCCCCAGGCUGGUGUGUAAGAGAAUGUGAAAUAUGAAUUUUGUUUUGUAAUUUGUGAUUUCAGUUUGAAACAGAGUCGGUGCUCUUGUUUUGAUGCUUUGGAAGUGGCUGCUAUGUAAAAAUAAACACAAACAGGAAAAAAAGGCUAACAAUUGGAAUUGAAGGUUUUGUACUACUAAAUAAAAAAGGAAUAAAACAUCACUUUGCA
Lethenteron reissneri (Far Eastern brook lamprey) is the source of this 8228-nucleotide messenger RNA. RefSeq names its product myotubularin-related protein 3-like. Gene Ontology annotation, molecular function: metal ion binding; phosphatidylinositol-3-phosphate phosphatase activity; protein phosphatase binding. NCBI's taxonomy places the organism in Eukaryota, Metazoa, Chordata, Hyperoartia, Petromyzontiformes, Petromyzontidae. Gene Ontology annotation, cellular component: membrane; cytoplasm. Gene Ontology annotation, biological process: regulation of autophagy; phosphatidylinositol dephosphorylation. The record is from RefSeq and is a predicted model, not a curated record.